Molecule: messenger RNA, 972 nt
Organism: Protopolystoma xenopodis
Lineage: Eukaryota; Metazoa; Platyhelminthes; Monogenea; Polystomatidea; Polystomatidae
Source: the annotation of a GenBank genome assembly
GGCCAUGACUAUUUGGCUGAUCGGCAUCUUGCUCCUCUGGCUGAGGCCGGAAUCACCCAUGUCGGCCCAGUCAUGCAUCCCAACGGAAAAUACUAUAUCUACUCAAAUCGGUCAUUCACUCAUGAUCCUCCUCAGUCGAUUGACGAUUUCGAAGUAGGAGAAAAAACAGGAGUAAAUGGAGAAGUUGAAAAGUACUUUCACUUCGAUGCCACCCAUUCAAAUAAUGUGUCUGCACCUCUAAAAUCAUUGGUUGAUAGGGUCGGCGGCAGCUCUCUGAAAUUAAAUUAUUCACCUAAAUAUACGAGUCAAAACAAUAUCCCUCUACUGUUCUCCGAAUUUGGAGAAGGUUCUGGGGACGAGCAGAACCCAUUGCUACAACCUAUAUCUGUCAAUGGUAACCGUGAUGCUAUCAGUGAUGACGUUGCUGUUGGCUCCGGGAUAGAGUCAGAAUGCCAGAUGAUCACAGACUCUGUACCUCAGGGACUGCUUGCACGUCUGACUGCUUGGGUAGCUUCACUCAGGAACAGCAAGAAUGGACCUGUGACAGCGCCUGCUUCUGGCAAAACGGCUUCAAUGCACCCUUUACCACAAAGGCUAAUCAGGCCAACCGAGCAAUCAGACUCCUUGCUUAGCUGCAUCGAUGGGGCCAAUGGCGAGACUCACACCUGUGACAUUCAAAAUUCUGCUGGUGAGCGCAACGUGGCUCUUGAACGCCAAUACAUUGCUGGGAAGGAUCCCUUAAGCCUAAAACGACGUACUUUCUGGGGUCGCGAGUUCCACGAUUUUGAUUCAUUUCGCAACAUUAGUGGUGAUUACGGCUCCGGAGCUGGUGGGCACUAUGUGCCAAUCAACGUUAGCGAAUUAAUGCCUGAGCCAGCGCUUCCAUCACCUCAAAAAACGGCGAACCGAACUAGCCAAAGCGUUGAGUCGGGCAGUGAGAUCGAAAUCGCACUAUUCUAUGAAAGAGCUUGA